AUGGAGGAGAUCUCGUUGGCCAACUUGGAUACUGACAAGCUGGAAGCCAUCGCCCAGGAGAUCUAUGUAGACCUGAUAGAGGAUUCCUGCCUGGGACUCUGCUUUGAGGUGCACCGGGCGGUCAAAUGUGGCUACUUCUUUCUGGAGUUCGCAGACACGGGAAGCGUGAAGGAUUUGGGCAGUCAGCCAGUGGAAGACAAAGGAGCAUGCGGCCUCCCGCUUUGCUCCUUUCCUGGAGAACCUGGGAACCGGCCCCAGCCAGAGCUGCAGCGGUCACCUCCAGAAUUCCAGUAG
Onychomys torridus (southern grasshopper mouse) is the source of this 294-nucleotide messenger RNA. RefSeq names its product ataxin-7-like protein 3B. The record is from RefSeq and is a predicted model, not a curated record. Gene Ontology annotation, biological process: regulation of gene expression. Lineage: Eukaryota; Metazoa; Chordata; Mammalia; Rodentia; Cricetidae. Bases 1 to 294 code for a protein of 97 amino acids. The transcript has a single exon.